Molecule: messenger RNA, 598 nt
Organism: Aspergillus ochraceoroseus IBT 24754
Lineage: Eukaryota; Fungi; Ascomycota; Eurotiomycetes; Eurotiales; Aspergillaceae
Product: signal recognition particle 14 kDa protein
Exons: 2
Coding region: 14-412 (132 amino acids)
Biological process (GO): SRP-dependent cotranslational protein targeting to membrane
Cellular component (GO): signal recognition particle, endoplasmic reticulum targeting
Molecular function (GO): 7S RNA binding; endoplasmic reticulum signal sequence receptor activity
Source: RefSeq, a predicted model, not a curated record
CCAGGGUGCCAAAAUGCCAGCGCCUCUCGGUCAUGAAGAGUUCUUCUCUUCCCUCGCAAACCUCCUCUCCACCACAUCCCAAAACUCCCGGGGCUCCGUAUACCUAAGCCAGAAACCCCUUCCCUCUUCCACUACCUCCUCCGACGCCGAGAGCCAAAGCCAGCGGCCCUCAAUCCUCAUCCGCGCCACGGAUGGGAACACCAACGCGACCAACCCAAAAACCUACAAGGAGAAGAAAUCGCAAAAGAAUACCAAAUUGAAGCUGUCGACUGUGGUGGCUCCAGAGGACCUGGAGGCUUUCUAUGCGCGGUAUGCAGAGGUGUGCAAGGCCGGUAUGACGGGGUUGAAGAAGAGGGAUCGGAAACGGGGGAAAGCGAAGGCGAAGGGUGCGGCCAAGGUUACCAAGGCUUGAAUGUGAUCUUCUCUUCUCUUCUCUUCUCUUCUCUUAUAGUCUAUUUAUCUUCUUGUCUUGUCUUGUCUUCUCUUGUACUGUCUUGCAUGAAUGUGGCGCACUGGGUUUCUCUUUUUGCUUUCUUUGGUGUCUUGAAGAUAUACCUAGCUGUUUAUAGUCUUGCCAAUAGACCACUAUUCAGGUUUC